This is a messenger RNA of Aaosphaeria arxii CBS 175.79, 1850 nucleotides long. RefSeq lists its product as uncharacterized. Gene Ontology annotation, molecular function: NADP binding; 2-dehydropantoate 2-reductase activity. NCBI's taxonomy places the organism in Eukaryota, Fungi, Ascomycota, Dothideomycetes, Pleosporales. Gene Ontology annotation, cellular component: cytoplasm; mitochondrion. The record is from RefSeq and is a predicted model, not a curated record. Bases 196 to 1698 code for a protein of 500 amino acids. The transcript has 2 exons.
GCGAACCACAAAAAUAAUUUCAGGACCACCAAAAGCCUCGUUCCACAUUUUGAAUUCACAUGAUAUACGCCUUGUUAUUCAUGUGAACUGUAUCAUACGUUCACGCUGUCUUUCAAUUCUCUAACACAAUUCGUCCAUAGGCUGCGGCCGCGGAUAUCCUACAUAUCUACACAAUGCGUUCUCGGUAGCAAUCGUAUGGGCCGGGUGGCCUUUUCACAGACGAGCGGGCAGUUGAGAAGCUUCCUACCGAAGGACGGUAAGGAGCCGAGAACAGGUCAACAUAAUGAUGCAGAUGAUGAUACUGUACCUGAUUCUCCUCCUGUGGACUCAAUCACACCAAACCUCCGCACGCCCAACGUGGCUGACUUCUACCGUGCAAAACCCGUCUCGAACCGUCGCAUUCAUAUCUUGGGUCUUGGCAGUGUUGGUAAACUCGUGGCCCAUUCUUUGAGGACAAUUCCAAAUCCGCCUCCCGUGACGCUCAUAUUUGGAGGUUGGGCCCCAUUGAACCAGUGGAAAGAGUCGAAGCAGACUCUACAAUUCGUCGUAGACGGCAGUGUCGACAGACAGGCGGGCUACGACGCCGAGCUUGCGUUUCAUCGGCGCCGAUAUCACGGGCAAGAGCUGCCGGUGCAUGGCAAUGACGGAAACUCUACAGACAGCACAUCAUGGCAGAACCAGGAGCCGCAGGUUCAGGAUGGCGAAUCAACAGAGCCAAUUACCUCACUGAUUGUGUGUACCAGCACACCGUUUGUCUUGCAGUCUCUCUCGGCAGUCAGGCACAGGCUUCGCGCUGAUUCGGUUAUCCUAUUUCUGCAAGACGGCAUGGGGACGAUAGAGGAAGUGAACAGAGAGAUAUUUCCGGAUCCAGCGACAAGGCCACGAUAUAUGGUCGGCGUCAACACACAUGGAUUGCACGGCAUUAAAGAUGAUCCUUUCACUACGGUCCACGCGGGCUUCGGGACCAUCUCACUUGGACUCCUACCCCACGAACGUGAAGGCGGAUCCAGACCAUUCUCUCCAACUCCAAAAUUCGUGCCGCGUCGCCAUCUACCUCUCAAUUCCAAGUCAAUGGAUGAACACGAGAACGAAUCGUCCGAGGCGCGAUCGUCCUUCCUUUGGGCCUCCAACGACCGCUAUCUUCUCCGUACUCUUCUCCGCGCACCGGCCUUGUGUGCGACAGCGUUUUCCCCCCCGGAUCUUCUACAAAUGCAGCUCGAGCGACUUGCGAUUAGUUCGGUGAUCAAUCCUCUAUCAGUCUUGCUCGACGCCCGCAACGGUGCGAUACUCUACAACUAUAACAUAACUCGCACUAUGCGCCUUCUGCUCGCGGAGACUUCUUUGGUGAUCCGCUCCUUGCCACAAUUGGCCUACAUUCCAAACGUCGCGCAGCGUUUCGACACUGGUCGCCUGGAAACCCUCGUUGUCAAUACAGCGCAUAGAAGGCGCGACAACAUCAGCACAAUGCUUGCUGACGUUCGCGCCGGCCAGAUAACAGAGAUUGAUUACAUAAAUGGGUGGAUAGUCAGAAAGGGGGAGGAAUUGGGCCUGCAAUGCCUGACCAAUUAUGUCAUGGUCAAUCUGGUAAAGGGCAAAAGUAGACUGAUACAAUCGGAGAUGGGUGAUGAUGUGCCCUUCGUUCAAGAGAGAGCCGGUGAAGGAGCCUUUCAUAUUCGGGAGGGAGAGACCGAGGCUUAGCCAGCGGCAAAUGGUGACAAUGCGCUCCAGUCUCGGAGAUGAUGUUAGAUCACUUUUGUAGGCAACUGUACUAUGUAUAAAGGCACGCCCUUAUUGGGCCGAAUCAAUUCAUUUAUGAAUCUGGCGAUAGACCGCCAUUGAAAUCAAUCACC